Molecule: messenger RNA, 1944 nt
Organism: Saccostrea cuccullata (small rock oyster)
Lineage: Eukaryota; Metazoa; Mollusca; Bivalvia; Ostreida; Ostreidae
Product: golgin subfamily A member 6-like protein 22
Exons: 7
Coding region: 19-1944 (641 amino acids)
Source: RefSeq, a predicted model, not a curated record
AAUUAAUGCUGGUUUGAGAUGUCAGACAUAUCAGCCUUGCUAUUGCUGAAAAAUCGACGAAAUGUCCACGACAAGCUGCAGUUUCCCGCCGAUCCAGGCGCGGAUCUGAAGAAAUUCAGUGCCACGGUAGCUGCCAUAUCCCAAGACACCUCCCGCUGUAUUAAUGAAGUCACUGAAUAUGUGUUCAGGAUCAAAGAAGAGGUCGCAUCCCUUAGGCUGGUUUUGGAGCAAUUCAAUGUUCAACUUGGGUCAAAAAUUAAAAGUGCCUUUGAUAAUGUCCUCACUAUAGGUUUUCAGAAUAGCAAUGGACUAGGACUUCGAUAUCAGCUGAAAGAAAAAAACUUGGAUCUUAAAAGAGCAAAACAUGUGGCAGAACUACAAAGGUGUGCAAAAAAGCAACAAGACUUGAUGGAAUCCAUUAAUAAAAUUGAUGGACUUAUAAUAAGAGUAGAAAAGGAAGGUAUAUUUUCAUUGGAUGACAUUGAUAAUACUAAUGAUUCCAUAAUUAGAUGGAAGAUUUGUAUUGAAAAACAGCAACAAAUGAGAUUAGCUGAGGAGGAAAAGAAGAGGAGAGAGAAGGAGGAAAUGGAACGGAAGGAAAAGGAGAGAAAGAGGAAAGAAGAAGAAGAGAAAAUUAGGUUAAAAGAAAUAGAACGCAAGAGACAGGAAGAGGAACGGCAGAAACAGGAGGAGAUGCUUAAGCAAAAGCAGGAGGAAGAAAGAAGAAGGAAGGAAGACGAGGAAAGGCAAAGAAUCGAAGAAGAGAGGAAACGUUUAGAAGAGGAAAAGAAACGCCAAGAAGAAGAAAAACGAAGGAGAGAGGAAGAGGAGAGAAGACAACGUGAAGAGGAGGAAAGAAGGCAGAUGGAAGAAGAGAGGAAGCGUUUAGAAGAGCAGAAAAGACAAUUGGAAGAGGAAAGAAGAAGAAUAGAAGAGGCAGAAAAAAGAAGACAAGAGGAAGAGAAACGGAUGAGAGAGGAAGAAGAACGUAAAAGAAUUGAAGAAGAGCGUAGAAUACGAGAGGAAGAGGAGCAAAGAAGAAAAGAGGAAGAAGAACGAAAAAGACAAGAAGAGGAAGAGAGAAAGAGACUUGAAGAGGAGGAGAGACGACGAAAAGAGGAAGAAAUGAAGAAAAGGAAAGAGGAAGAAGAAAGGAAACGUAUUGAAGAAGAGAAAAAACGCAUUGAGGAGGAAAGAAAAAGAAUUGAAGAUGAGAAACAAAGAAUAGAGGAUGAAAGAAAGCGGAGAGAGGAGGAAGAAAGAAUGAGACCAAUUAUUGAGGCUCGUCGCAGAGAGGAAGCGAAAAGAAGACGGGAUCCAAAUAAUUGGCCAACAUAUGUGUAUGACCGACCCAAAGUGAACGACUCUUUUCAUAAUGGCAUAUGUUGUGCUAUAUCUGCAAUAACAGGAGAACAGGGACUAAACAGAGAUGAUAUCGAAUGUCGAUUUUCUGAUCGUCAAGAUGAAUUGAGUCAUGCAUUAGCAGAUAAAUAUGAACAACCUCUAUCAUCACUCGUUUCCGUAAAAUCCAAACAUGGCAUGCAAAUUGAUCUGGAGAUGGCGAUGUAUUUGUACAUUCCGUAUACAGCUGUUCAAGGUCAUAGAGAAGUAAAAUUGAAAAUAUCGAAAAACGGCGGGAAGUGGCAGACGGCAACUCUCCUUCAAAGCCAUCCGAUAAAAAAUGCAUCGCUUCAUGGAAUACACUAUGGUGGUACUACUGUAAACAACUUUAAAACUAUUGAAAUUGUAGCUGUAUCGAAACCCAAAAGACAGUAUGAACCAAUCAGGGAUGAGAAUUCUAGAUUGUUGGUUCCAAAGACAUAUGUACAAGAGACGCUGAAUCCACCAAUGAGGGUUGUUGUCAGUAAAAUGAUGUUUUCUAACGUAAGACGAAUGGACGCUGCUUCUAGACGGCUAAAUCCUAUCAAAUCCUCCAGCAAGUGA